AUGAGCUUUUACUCAUUUAGAGUGAGGCUUGAUUUGGGCCGGGUUUUCAUCCGGCCCACCGGACCACAGUGGUCCAUUAAUGCAGCCCCCUUCCCAAUGUCAAAAUACAUCAAUGAAUGUCCAAGGCACAACUAUUGUAUGGCCGCAGCCCCCAAACCUCGCGCGGGCCCGGACAAUAAAACGGCGUCCUAUUACCCCAAGCGAGGCCAAAUUGUGGAACUCGUCUGCGAGAGCUUAGCUUUCAAGGGCAAGGGCUUGUGCAAGGUCGCGGACACCGGCUACGUCGUCAUGUGCGACCGCGCAUUGCCCGGAGAAAGGUUCGUCGGUCGCGUGACUCGGAAGAAGGAUAACUACGCAGAGGUGAAGAAAGUGAAAACAAUAAGCCCACAUUGGGACUACGUGGAGGCACCUUGUGAAUUCGCUUCGCACUGUGGCGGCUGUAAGACACAGAAUCUAUUGUACGAAGCUCAGGUUAGGGCAAAGGAGCAGCAGGUGAAGGAGCUGAUUGUACGUGUCGGAAAGUUUUCGUACAGAGAGCUCGAAUGCAAUGGCAUUAUGAAGCCUAUUGUUCCUUGUGAUACCCAGUUUCAUUACCGGAACAAGAUGGAGUUCUCGUUCGGGACCAAAAGUUGGGUGCCGGAAGAACUUCUGCAACAAGAGUGUGACGAAACCAACAAAUAUGCUUUGGGAUUGCAUGCUCCCGGGUUUUUCGACAAGGUUCUGAAUGUGAAUAAGUGCUUGUUACAGAGUAAUUCAGCAAACAAGGUUCUUGCUGCUUUUCAAGACUUUUGGAGGAACCCAGAACUCGGGCUGUCUCCAUAUGAUUUGCACUCCCAUCGUGGGUUCUUGAAGCAUCUGAUGCUCAGAACGGGCAGGAAUGUUGAGACUGGCCAGCCUGAGCUUAUGGUUAAUUUUGUGACUUCUUCAUACAAGCCAGAAAUGCUGAAGCCCAUUGUAGAGAAAAUCGCAACUUUUCCUGAUGUCGUAAGCAUCAUGAACAAUGUAAAUACUUCUGUGGGCAACACGUCCGUUGGGGAGCACGAGUACACACUAUUUGGUAAACCAACUAUUACGGAGUGCCUUAGGGGUUUGAAAUUUCAAAUAUCGGCCAACUCUUUCUUCCAGACAAAUACACAGCAGGCCGAAGUUCUGUACAAAUUAAUCGAGGAUUGCUCUUGUCUUAAAGGAGACGAGUCAGAAAUAGUUCUUGAUCUCUUUUGUGGGACGGGGACCAUCGGUCUCUCACUUGCCAAAAGGGUGAAACAUGUGUAUGGCUUCGAGAUAGUCAACCAUGCCAUUUCAGAUGCACGACGUAAUGCAAACCUUAAUGGCAUAUCUAAUGCUACGUUCGUCCAAGGGGAUCUUAACAAAAUUGGAGAGAAUUUCGGAGAAUAUUUUCCCAAGCCUGAUCUUGUUAUAACAGAUCCUAAUCGUCCGGGCAUGCACAUAAAAUUAAUCAAGUUCUUGCUGAAACUAAAGGCGCAACACAUUGUAUACGUAUCGUGUAAUCCUGCUACAUGUGCUCGUGACCUCGAUUAUCUCUGUCACGGUGUGCCUGAGAAGAAUAUCGAAGGGUGUUAUGAGCUGAAAAGCGUUCAGCCGGUUGAUAUGUUCCCACACACGCCUCACAUCGAGUGCGUUUGCCUGUUGGAGCUCAAAGGCUCAAGUUAA
This is a messenger RNA of Striga hermonthica, 1671 nucleotides long. NCBI's taxonomy places the organism in Eukaryota, Viridiplantae, Streptophyta, Magnoliopsida, Lamiales, Orobanchaceae. The record is from the annotation of a GenBank genome assembly.